Molecule: messenger RNA, 1662 nt
Organism: Mixia osmundae IAM 14324
Lineage: Eukaryota; Fungi; Basidiomycota; Mixiomycetes; Mixiales; Mixiaceae
Exons: 2
Coding region: 1-1662 (553 amino acids)
Source: RefSeq, a predicted model, not a curated record
AUGCGAGAGCAACUAUGCGUUGCUGUCACUGUUGCUCUCAUGGGCAGCGUCUCUGCUGGCAUAGCAAACACGUUUCAAGUGAUUGGUAACACGGGCGUCUCUGCCAUGCAGAUGUUCUACGACAGGGGGCAUCUCUACAUCCUCGACAAGGCAGAGAACAACGCUCUGCAAGUAGCCGGCCAUCCGGCCUGGGCGGCUGUCUACUCGCUCGCAGACAAUACCCUUCGUGCGCUCGACGUCGCCGGCAACACUUUUUGUGCGAAUGGUGGUACGCUCGGCAACGGCACCUGGGUCAACUAUGGCGGCACAGGUGCGGUCGAUCCGGGCGUGUACCAUGACGAGAACGGACUGCAAGAUAUCAGAUUGGUCACGCCGAAUGCGCAAGGCGAUGCUCAGUGGCACACUGUCGGCAAGAUGCGCAAACCCCGUUGGUAUGCCAGCAUAGAGACGUUGCCCGAUGGUCGCAAUUUCAUCGCUGGCGGUAGCUUCCACGGCGGAUUCCUCGGCCUGCCUUACCAUUCCGGCGCGACUUACGAGCUUUGGCCUUCCAAUGAGCCAGAGAUGCCUACCCGUAUAUUGCAAGCAGCUCAGCCGUGCAAUCUGUAUCCGAACACGGCAGUCAUGCCCGAUGGCCGCAUCUUCAUGACUGCAGGCUACUCGGCUGCUAUCAUCGAUCCCAUCACCAAGCUCGAGAUCGCACUGCCUGAUAUACCCACCGCCUGGCGCAACUAUCCUGCUUCCAGCGCGAUGAGUAUUCUGCCCCUCAGGCCAAGCCGUGACUAUCGAUUUGAGGUCCUCCUUUGCGGAGGCUCGAGUAUCUCAGGCAGCGUGCUGGGGCCACAACGCGCUCUCGUUGACAUCACGCAGAUGCUCGCAACUAAAUCCUGUGUCAAGAUUGCACCCCUCGAUCCCAACCCAGUCUGGAUAGAGCAAGACCCGAUGCUCGUCGAGAGAGUCAUGGGCACCUUUGUCAUGCUGCCGACUUUGAAGCUCUUGCUCAUCAAUGGAGCUCAGAGCGGGCUUGCGGGCUACGCAGAUAGGCAUCAGUUCCCCGAUGAGCCCACUGUCGGGGAGUCCUACGCCGAUCAUCCUACUUAUCGGCCACAUCUCUUUGACCCGACCAAGCCGAUCGGGUCGCGAUGGACAAAGAUGCCCAUUAUGACCAACAUACCGAGGAUGUAUCAUUCCACGGCGAUACUACUGCCAGAUGGCAGCGUAGCACUGGCCGGCUCGAAUCCGAACGCCGAUGUGAGCUCGGCCAACUAUGCAACUGAAUACAGACUCGAGGCUUUCCGUCCUUACUACUUUGACUGGCCUCGGCCACAACCCAUCCAAGGCGUCACGCAUCUAGGUUACGGCGGACCUGCUUUCACUCAUACGCUCGACAGAUCUGAUCUCAAUGGCGAGCCAGUCAGCUCGGUCAUGAUCACGCUCGUGCGCUCAGCCUUUUCGACGCACGGCGUCAAUUGGGGACAGCGCGGACUGGAGCUCGUUCAUGUCGCAGGUCCGCUCAGACAGGACGGCUCAGUUCAGCUGACCGUCAACAGCUUGCCCGCUAACAAGGCGUUGUUCCCACCCGGCAAAGCGUUGCUGUUCGUGGUCGUUGGAGAUAGACCGUCACACGGCAUAGAAGUCACGAUCGGGCCAGGCACCGUUGGCUGA